Erinaceus europaeus (western European hedgehog) is the source of this 930-nucleotide messenger RNA. Its product is annotated as olfactory receptor 8S1-like. Gene Ontology annotation, biological process: G protein-coupled receptor signaling pathway. NCBI's taxonomy places the organism in Eukaryota, Metazoa, Chordata, Mammalia, Eulipotyphla, Erinaceidae. Gene Ontology annotation, cellular component: membrane. The transcript has a single exon. Bases 1 to 930 code for a protein of 309 amino acids. Gene Ontology annotation, molecular function: olfactory receptor activity; G protein-coupled receptor activity. The record is from RefSeq and is a predicted model, not a curated record.
AUGAGGAACCAUAGCACCGUCACAGAGUUCAUCCUCAUCGGACUGUCUGAUGACCCCCUCGUCGAGGCCCUGCUCUUUGUGCUCUUCCUGGGCAUUUACGUCAUGACCGUGAUGGGGAACCUGACGAUGCUGCUGGUCAUCAGGGCUGAUUCCCACCUCCACACGCCCAUGUACUUCUUCUUGAGUAACCUGUCAUUCCUGGACCUCUGCUUCUCCUGUGUCACUCUGCCCAAGCUACUCAAGGACCUCUUGUCUGAGAAGAAAACCAUCUCUGUUGAGGGCUGUCUGGCUCAGGUUUUCUUUGUGUUUUUCUCUUCAGGAACUGAGGCCUGUCUGCUCUCCGUGAUGGCCUACGACCGCUAUGCCGCCAUCUGCCACCCUCUGCUCUAUGGCCAGGUGAUGAGCAGCCAGCUGUGUGCGAGGCUGGUGCUGGUUUCCUGGGCACUGGCCUCUGUCAACGCAUCUGUCAUUGUGCUCUUGGCUAUCAACCUGGACUUCUGUGGUGCUCGAACCAUACACCACUUCACCUGUGAGCUCCCUGCCCUCUUCCCCCUAUCUUGUUCUGACAUCACCAUCCAUAUCAUUGUCUUGAUCUGCGCCUCCUUACUGCAUGGCCUUGGGACCUUCAUCCCCAUCUUCCUCUCGUACGCACGUAUUGUCCAGACCAUCCUGAGCAUCCGCUCCACCACAGGCAGAAGCAAGGCCUUCUCCACCUGCUCCUCCCACUUCGCAGCUGUGAUCCUCUUCUUCGGCUCGGGUUUUCUUUGUUAUCUAAUGCCCCCUUCUGGAUCCUCUUUGGACUUGGUUCUGUCUGUGCAGUACAGUGUGGUCACCCCCAUGCUGAAUCCCCUCAUCUACAGUCUGAAGAACAAGGAUGUGAAGACAGCUGUGAAACGGACAUUGGGAAAAUAUCUAGAAUAUCUUAGAUAG